AAAGCAUUGAAAGCCGAUGGGCCUGGGCGAACAACUUCCCUUCCCUUGUGUGGAGCGAACGAAUAAACGGGCGGCAUCUCACGUGAAGAUCCUCCUCUUUUUUCUCCCCACCGCCGAAAUGGCCGCCGCUGCCGCCGCCUCGUCCUCCUCCACCGGCAUCGUCGGCGUCCUCACCACCCUCCCCCUCGACCAGGCGGCGGCGGCUUCAGGCGGUGGCGACCGUUCGGCGGAUUGCGGGGUGUGCGCGAUUUGCCUGGACAAGAUCGCUCUCCAGGAGACAGCGCUUGUGAAGGGAUGCGACCACGCCUACUGCGUAACUUGCAUUUUGAGGUGGGCAUCCUACAAGCAUACCCCUCUAUGCCCACAAUGCAAGCAUCCAUUUGAAUUCCUCAGUGUGCACCGCUCUCUUGAUGGCUGUAUUCAUGACUACCUGUUUGAGGAGAGUGUUUGCCUCCUCCUGAGGGCCGCUUGGUUUGAACCUCUGAUCGUAGAGGCUCAUGAAGAGGCUCUGGAAGAAGAAGAAUUUUACCACCAGUACCAGUACGAUGAUGACGUAGAUGACCUUGAUGAGGAAGCUUACUACAUGAGCAGGUCCCCGAGCAUUCGAAUUGGUAACAGGAGGUGGGGUGACAGUGGGUACAUCAGGGGAGGCAGGAGAGAAGCAAGGCCAUGUCAGGCCCCGAAUGAAUCGGGUGCUGGUCCAUCCAGGACCCCCAAGAAGAAAGAGACAUCGGCGUCGGGGUCGGGCUCUGGGUCAGUAUCCAAGGAUGUGGCAGGAAGGCGGGCAAAAAGGGCUCAGAAGCGAGAAGCAGCAGACAAGGCAGCUGCUGAAAAGCACCUGAAGCAUCUGCAGAGGUUGGGACUCGGUAAAGCACCUGAAGUGCCUGCAGAGAUUGGGCCUCAGGUGAACUAGUGAUUUGCAAGAACCUGUAGAUAAUGGUGCUGUGAAGAACACUGCAGCCCUUGGGCCACAAAAUAAUGUUCCAUUGUUAAGAACCGGAGCUUGGCCUUGUAUCACCGCAACUCUGCCGCAUUGUAAAGUACUUUAUUUUCUCAUCGCUCUUUAGAUCCAGCAUUGAAAAUGCACUGCCAUCUGCACUCUGAUGCAUCUAUGCAGUUUAUCUCACUCUGACACUUUUUACAUUA
Phragmites australis (common reed) is the source of this 1146-nucleotide messenger RNA. RefSeq lists its product as uncharacterized. The transcript has 4 exons. Bases 17 to 913 code for a protein of 298 amino acids. Lineage: Eukaryota; Viridiplantae; Streptophyta; Magnoliopsida; Poales; Poaceae. The record is from RefSeq and is a predicted model, not a curated record.